CGUAGCUCUCGGGUGACCACGUGAUCUAAACCCGGCCGUAUGUUGGAACGACCGCGACAGGCUGGUGGCGUAAAGUGGCUGUGUUUUGCGACGAGCUUGUCUGCGUUGUCGUGUCGCUGGAGCAGGAGAGAAGUUCUGACGAUGGCAAGCCAGUUUUUUAAGAAACUGAUGCUAUUUGGCAGCAAGCAUCGAGUCAAGUUGUUAGCUGUUUCCUGUGGAGGAUUAUUUGCCACCAAUGUUUUCUGUCAUGUAUUUCCCCAACGGACAUAUGGAAAGUUGUAUCAAGCUUGGUCAAAGGGAGUGCCUGCUGAACUUCCAGACAGGUUGCAAGAUACUUUCCAAGAGGUGCUUAAGGAUGCAGGAGUGGAGUCUGCACAGAAUUAUACAGCCUUCGCGGCCUUCAGCUUUCAACCUGUGAGUGCAGGUGUGCCCUGGUUGCCGAGCGGGGCCCUGAUUGGCAUCCCUGUCAACUUCAACAGCACAGGUGAAGAUGGGCAAGGAAUAACCAAUCGAAUUGUCAUGAUUAAUGGCAGGGACAUCAAGUGGGACAGUGAGGUGGGAAAAUCUCUGAGAGAGUCCCUCACCUUUUCAUCUGAUGCCCAGAAGUUUGCCAUCGCUAGAGAGGUUAUGUAUUUGCAGAGCAACGGCCCUGUCCUUCAAUCCGUGGUCGCGCCGGCCUGUUUGGCAGGCACGUACAUGACUGCCCUGGCAGUGAAGCAAGCCCUUGGCCUUUACUCCGGCCCCUUUUUAUUACGAGCCUUUUUCAACCUGGCUGCGGCAGCGACAGGAUUUGUGGGCUAUUUUCUUUUAUCUGAUGCAGUCAAUCACUGGUUUGACUACAGAUCAGACCACCAGACAGCUACAAUAUCCAAGAGAUACGCCAAGGGAGGUAUUGAGUUUUACGAUAAAAUUCUUGCACGGAACCGAACUUUCCGUUCCCUACUAGGCAAGAUGGGAAUGGAAAUGUACGCCACAAAUGGAAACCUCUUCCCAAAGCACUGGUUCCGACUAAAACAUGCUCCCUACACCGCCAGGAAAGAGAUGCUGGAAAACACUCUGAAAGAUUGCUGAUAUAAAAUCGAUCCAAUGGUAUUUAUUGGCAAACCUCCACGUGCCACUUGCAAUUUCCUUCCGUUUCACUUGACUCUCAUCCCAAUUUUGUGUUUCGCUGAGCCUCUGCUUCCUCAGAGUUUCUCUGGGAACCAACUUCAUCCACUACCUCUCAUCAUUACAGACACGUGGUUAGGAAUGAAGCUGAGCAAAAAUGGAACGUGUCUCUGGCAUUUAUGAUACGUCAAAAAUCAAACUUACUCUCAACUGGCUUCCGAAUCUGACUCAUGCAGGGCUGAGUUAUUGACAUUGACAAAAAUGUUAACGUUCAUAUUGAGUUUUUGAAACAUAAAUAUA
Messenger RNA from Mobula hypostoma (lesser devil ray), 1407 nucleotides. It is a transcript of the gene tmem177, whose product is annotated as transmembrane protein 177. Lineage: Eukaryota; Metazoa; Chordata; Chondrichthyes; Myliobatiformes; Myliobatidae. The transcript has 2 exons. The record is from RefSeq and is a predicted model, not a curated record. Gene Ontology annotation, cellular component: membrane. The coding region runs from base 40 to 1071 and encodes 343 amino acids.